Messenger RNA from Lactuca saligna, 399 nucleotides. Lineage: Eukaryota; Viridiplantae; Streptophyta; Magnoliopsida; Asterales; Asteraceae. The record is from the annotation of a GenBank genome assembly.
AUGAGGAUUACAAGGACGACUUCUGUCAAAUCGAAAUUUAAGAACACACAAGAAACGAUUUUAAAUCUAGAUAAGGACGAUGAUGAUUUCGUUGCUCCGCCUACAGAUAAUAUCAGUACUCAACCUACAGAAGGUGUUGGAAGUGAACCAAAUGAUACGAAUAUUGUUGGAUCAAGCAAAACAAAGAAACAGAGGAAAACAACUUCAAGAUCAGAACAUGGAAAGAACAAUGUAGAUUCUGGGAAAUCAGAUGUUAACAAAGAUAAAGAAGACAUAAUACCAAUUAACAGCACAAGUGUAGGAAGGCUGAAAAGGAAAGGUUCUGCUAGAAAUACACCUGUUAAGGAUAAUAAGAAAUCAUUGGAAGCAAGUGGUAAAGGAAAAAACCAAGAGGUUUAA